AUUUGUAUAACUAAUUAAAAGAAAAAGAAAAAAACAAUGCUACAAGUACAAUCCCAUAAGCACAUUCACUCUGUUUUGAUUUUAAAAAAGGGCUCAAUUACUCUGCAUCAACCUCUUUGGUGUCAAAAAAAUCCCCAAAUCAUCUCUCAAAGUUUACCCCAAAUCAAUGAACAUCAUCGCCUCAAAGUUGUCUCUCAAAUCUUAAGGUUCAACCUCGAUCAUUCUCAGCUCCUCUUGCAUCAUCAUCAUCACAUCAAAGGAAAUUUGAAAAUGAAUAAGUCUUGGAUGCGUUGUACUGACACAUCGAGAGAUGUUUAUAUAAAAGGAGUUGACAAUUUUCUUCAAUUUGCUUUCAACCACUCAAAAGUCGAUGGUGAAAUUCCUUGUCCUUGUACGCUAUGCAAUAAUGUUUUAAAUUGGUCUAGAGCUGAUGUCAGGGAAUAUUUAAUACUUAGCGGGAUAGCCAAAAAUUACACACGUUGGUUUCAUCAUGGAGAAUCUGCACCUAAAAAGCAACCCAUUAAUCAGAAGGAAGAAGGAAAAGAGCAAGGUGAUUUGUCUCAAACGAAAGAAAAAGAACAAGGUGAUCCAUCUCAAAAGCGAAGUGAUGAUAUAUUUGAAAUGAUUUAUGAUGAUACUGGUCAUGAAUUCAUGGAGGAUUUUAGUGGGGUUAAGUUUAAACAAGGUGUCUUUAUAGGUUGAAUGAUAAAGAAGUUGAUAGCAUAGUGAAGUUAAUUAAACCAGCACUUCCUUCCGGUGAAACUUUACCAGAGACAUUUUAUGGAGCCAAAAAAGUAACUCAAGAUUUAGGUCUUCAUGAUGAAAAAAUACAUACGUGUGCGAACGAUUGUAUGUUAUUUUGGAAAGAAAAUGCAAAAGCUGAAUCUUGCUUGGUUCUAGGUGGAAGUCAGUUGAAGGUCAAAAAAUUGAUGGGGCUGUUUAAGGAAAGAUCGAGAAUAAAGUUCCUCGAAAAGUGUUACGUUACUUUCCCUUGAAACCAAGAGUACAAAGGUUGUUUAUGUCAUCAGAAAUAGCUUCAGACAUGGCAUGGCAUCAUGAUCAACGUGUGAAAGAUGGGGUUCUUAGACAUCCAGUGGACUCUGAAGCGUGGAAAUAUUUUGAUAGAUCUAAUUCGGGAUUCGCUAGAGAUCCUUGUAAUGUUAGACUUGGAUUAGCAGCUGAUGGAAUAAAUCCUUUUGGUAACUUAAGUGUUUCUCAUAGCACUUGGCCAGUAGUUACGACUGUAUAUAAUUUACCUCCUUGGAUGUGCAUGAAAGAACCAUAUUGCUUCUUGUCUUUGUUGAUACCUGGUCCUAAAGCUCCUGGAAAUGAUAUUGAUGUGUACUUAGAGGCAUUGAUUAAUGAGUUACGAGAAUUAUGGUAUUGUGGAGUCAAUACAUUUGAUGCUUCAAGGAAAGAGAAUUUUUAUAUGCGGGCAGCACUUUUAUGGACUAUAAUUGAUUUUCCUGCUUAUGCAAACUUGUCUGGAUGGAGCAUAAAGGGAACUUUGGCUUGCCCUUCAUGCAACGAAGACACUCCAUCUACUCAAUUAAAGUAUGGUCAUAAGUUUUCUUACAUGGGUGCUUGGCGGAGUAAUAAACGUGAUUUUAAUGGAGAAGUAGAAAGAAGACCCACAUCCAAAAAUUCUAUCUGGAGACGAUGUUUUACGCCAGCUGCUUACUCUACUCUAGGAGAUAUGAAAUUUGGUAAGACCCAGAAAAAAAGAAAGUACGAAAAAGGUAAAGACACUCAUAACUGGAGAAAGAAAAGCAUCUUUUUUAGGCUUCCUUACUGGAAAAAUAAUCUACUACCCCAUAAUUUAGAUGUGAUGCAUGUUGAAAAGAAUGUGUGUGAUAAUGUUAUUGGGACAUUUUUAGAUAUUGAAGGAAAAACAAAAGACAAUUUAAAUGCUCGUCGUGAUUUGAAGGAAAUGGGCAUAAGAAAGGAUUUACAUCCCACUCAAAGAGAUGGAAGAUGGUAUUAUUCAGCAACAUGUUAUUCUUUAUCAUCAGAGGAAAAGUCUAAAGUAUGUAAGUGAUUGAAAAUGGUUAAGGUUCCAAAUGGUUAUUCUUCCAAUAUAUCAAGGUGGGUGUGAAGUCAGAGGAUCGUAAAAUUUAUGAAUUAAAGAGUUAUGAUUCUCAUAUUUUAUUGGAACAACUGCUUCCUUUUGCAAUUCGUGGAGUCGUGUCCAACAAUGUAUAUGAUGCUAUCACUGAGUUAAGUAUUUUCUUCAAAGAGUUGUGCUCAAAAACACUAAGGGUUGAUGUGUUGGAUCAGCUUGAAGCUCAAAUUCCAAUAAUAUUGAGUAAAUUGGAAAAGAUAUUUCUACCAGCAUUUUUUGACAUUAUGGUGCAUUUAGUCAUCAUCUUCCAAGAGAGGCUAAGCUUGGUGGACCUGUACAAUAUAGGUGGAUGUAUCCAAUUGAGAGAUUUUUAUGCUUAUUGAAGUGCUAUGUUCGUAACAAAAAUCAACCUGAAGGGUCUAUUGCAGAAAGGUAUAUUGUUGAAGAAAGUCUAAUAUUUUGCUCAAGGUAUCUACAUGGAACUGCAAAAGGGCAUAAUCGAAUGGACAAGAAUUAUGAAGUUGAUCGUGCCGAGACAUACAGUGGAUUAUUGAUUUUUGAAAAAAAGGGUUCUUCUUUAUUAAGCGAUACAUCGAGAGAUCUUGAAGAGUUUUGAGGGAAAACAAGCUCAUCUUUAUGUCUGGAGAAAUGGAGAAAUUGUGAAGAAGUUCAACCAAUUCCACGGUAUGUUUUGUUAGCUUUGUUUCAACUCUUAUAGUUAUAUUUUAAGUUACUAUUGAACUAGAAAUUCAUUAAUGAUCUUUCUUUUUCUGCCCAACAUUAUUCUAAGUGUGCAUGUAUACAAGGUUAUACAACCUUUUCUGUUUAAUUGGUUGAAACUAGUUUGGGAUCGCGGCGUAGUUGCUGUUGUUGUGCUUGUUUGGAUGUUAUGUUUUAAUCUGUCUGUCUAAUAUGAAGCGAAUGAAUGUUGAGGAUUCAUUUAGUUGACCUCAACUAGUUAGGAUUUGAGGCUUAUUUAUUAUUGACGUGUUGUUGCUUAUGUGGAUGCAAAGUUCAAAGCUUUUACUGCUUAGUUAGUUGAAACUAGUUUGGGAUCGUGGUGUAGCUGCUGCUAUUUUUGUGCUUAUUUAGUUUUGGAGAGCCCGGGCAACAUAGUUUUUUUAGUAUUUCACACGUGAAUGUUGCUACUAUGCAAUCAAUGGUUAGAUUUGACUGAAGGUUUAUUUGAAAUUGAUGGAUAUUUUUUUAUGAUAAAACUGUGAAGACUUUUUGUUCACGUUUGAUGUUUCAAUGUGACAUGAGUUGUUACCCUUUGUGUUCUUUCUCAGAAACAAGGAUUGAAAGGGCUAGUAUUUCUAUCUUCCUCUCUUUUAUUUAUUUUUCAAAUAUUUUGUGAGUAUUAGAGUGAUAUGGAUCAAAACAAAGUGAAAUAGCGGGAGGACUUAAAUAGCCGAACCUAAGUAGUUUUAGGUUGAGACAUUAUUAUUGUUGCUGUUGUUUGUGUAGGUGCGAAGCUAAUCUUUUCAUGAAGUUAGUUGAUUUAGACUGGAGUUAUUUUGGGGUUCAUAUUCAAACUGUGAAUUAACGACUAGCUUUGAAUAAAGGUCAUCACUUAAAUUGCUGUAUUUUUUUGGUGAAAUGUGAAAACUAUAUAUUUCUAAAAUCUGAAUUGUUUUUGAAAUUUGAAGGAUAUAAGCUCAACUAGUUUUUUUCAAAACAAGCCUUUAUUAUAUACAUUCAGUAAUAUAUAGUUUAUCCGAGAAGUUUGAAGAGAGUUGAAUAAACGGAGAUUUUUAUAUUUAAUUCAGAGUUUUUCUCUGUGAGGGUUAUCUACAAGCACCUGGUAUAAACAUCGACAUUAAGCA
Molecule: messenger RNA, 3888 nt
Organism: Capsicum annuum
Lineage: Eukaryota; Viridiplantae; Streptophyta; Magnoliopsida; Solanales; Solanaceae
Exons: 4
Coding region: 1019-2038 (339 amino acids)
Source: RefSeq, a predicted model, not a curated record